Messenger RNA from Coccinella septempunctata (seven-spotted ladybird), 3585 nucleotides. RefSeq lists its product as uncharacterized. The coding region runs from base 1 to 3585 and encodes 1194 amino acids. Lineage: Eukaryota; Metazoa; Arthropoda; Insecta; Coleoptera; Coccinellidae. The record is from RefSeq and is a predicted model, not a curated record. The transcript has a single exon.
AUGUCCACCUGGAAACCUGACGAAAUCAACGUAAUUCAUAAUUACCUACAGAAUAAAAGUGGACCAAUAAAGGCAGAAGACCACAAAGCCAUUAAGGAGAGAUUACCAGGUCGUUCCAUACCGGCAAUUAAGAAGAAAUGUUUGGAGCUGAAGCACAAUCCUAACCUCCCUAACCGUACGAACAAAUGGACAAGUGAAGAGAUAAAUAGACUGAUCAGCGAAUAUGCCGCAAGACCCGAGGCCCAAAUAUCAGCCCGUAUCGACCGCAUCGUCGACCUUUUUCCCGGUAGGACGAAGAAGGCAAUUGCAACAAAGCUCCGAGAAAACCACCCCGAAAUAUACUAUAGGACGACAACCCAGGUCCCCCCCCAGAAUACAAACACAGCCCAACCCCAGAAUGCAAACACAGCCCAACCUGAAAGCCCAGUCGUAACACAGCGUGGGCCACAAAUAUCUCCAGAGAGAACUCCUCAACCAACCAGCCGAAUACACCCAUCUGAGGAAGAAGAUCAGCAUAGCCCCGAACACACGAUCCAAAUCAAUGAAGACGAGCUGAAAACCUGUAGGGAAGCCUUUCAAAAAAUAUUCUGUAGAACAGGCGAUUCAAAGCCAAGAAUAAAUAAAUUUCUUGUCAAGCCGAACAACAUGAAAAGUAUACAACUAAUCAACCACAUACUGCAGGAGCGCAUCCACCAUUUCGCAACAAACUGCACUAACCAAGUUCAACAAAGGAAAAACAUCAAGAAAGCGAUCUAUGUGGCAGGAAUUUUACUUAAGAAGUAUAUUGUAAAAAAAACAGGCCCUCCAGACUAUAAAAUUACCGAGGAUAAGAUCAAACUCUUGAACAACAGUGUCGACAACGCAAAGAAGAUCCUUAACUGGAAGGGAGGUAAUUUUGGACGCUCCCUCACUGAAGAAGCGCGUCGAAUAAAGAAGGCCAAGAUGACCACAAGUGAAUACAUUACAAUGCUUGAAGACAGGAUGGCACUUCUGCAACAAAAACUUGACAAGCUUAAAUCAAGACACCGAGUGAAUGCUAUAAGGAGAAAAUUCAGCGAAAACCCAUCCGUUAAAUUAAUAAACACUGAGGAAAGAGUCCAGCCACCUAAUAAAGAAGAUGUUGAAAAGUUCUACGCAGAACUAUACAAGAAACAUGAGAGCACAACUAACACCCCAGCCCUCGACAGAUGGAUAGCGAAACUCCAGAGAGAGACAGCAUCACACAGGUAUCAAGACCAACUACAGGAAUCCCGGAUAAACGAGCAGACCUUGCAGGUACUGGCCAAAUCAGCUCCAUGGAAAGCUCCAGGUGAGGAUGGCAUUCCAGCAUAUCUCUACAAGACAUUUCCAGCAGCAAAGUCCUACCUUCAGAGGUUUAUAUACACCACAAUAACAGGUGAACAUAAAAUGGCAGAACCUGACUGUAGGGCUGAAGUUGUCUUGAUACAUAAAAAAGGAGAUAACAAAGACCCGGAAAACUACAGACCAAUAGCGUUACUGAACACCGAUUAUAAAAUACUAACUGGGGUAAUAAGAAACACCUUACAGAAACAUCUGCCAGACUGGGCAAUACCUACGGAACAACUGGCUAGGGAGAAUGUUUGGGGUACAAUCCAGGGAAUGUUGAUCGAUAAGGCCAUAACCCAGAGAGCAAGACAAAAUAGAGCUAAGCACUACUCUGCGUGGUACGACUUUAAGAAGGCAUUUGACACCAUAAGCCACCGUCACUUGAAGAGGAUGAUCAGCGUGUUACCACUCCACAAAAAUAUCAAGCGCCUCCUCAAAACAGUAAUGGAGCUCUGGACCCUCCGAGUGAGAGUCGGAAAGGGAAAGACUGCUCCCAUCUACAUAAAAAGGGGCUUAUACCAGGGCGAUUCAUUAAGCCCCCUGCUGUUCAUACUGCUGACUGCAUGUAUUAUAGAACACUUGAAAACAAGUCCACAAAUCAUCAAGAACACCAGAGGACAAUUUGACAUACUAGCAUUCAUGGACGACAUAAAAUGCCAUGUAAAAACAAAAAAAGCCUUGAAGACAGUCACCGAUGAAAUAAGGAGGAGUGGAGAAGAGAUAGGGCUGGUUUUAAACACAACCAAAUGCGGAAGAUAUUGUAGAGUAGACGAUGAGGAUGACCACAAUGCUCCCUUUCUACCCCAGAUCCGUGAAGGGUACAAAUACCUUGGACUAGAGCAACUGGAACGAGACUCUGCAAGAAACUACGAUACCACAGAAGAAAAAAUCCUAAAAGAAACAGAGAAGAUAUUUCGCUCCCCACUCACGGUACCGCAGAAGGUUCACCUCUUCAAUACGGCCACAGUACCAAGUGCCAUCUAUGUACUCGGUAACAUCUACCCCGACGAAAAGAGGAGUACAACACUGAAAAAGUGUAGAGAUCUGGAUAAGGCCAUAAGGAAGAUCUUAACUAUAGAAAAUCAUAAGGGUAGAACAACAUCAAAUGCCCAUGUCUAUCUGCCAAUCAUUAGGGGAGGUAUGGGUCUGAAAAACAUUGAGCUGGAAACGGAAAUCCAACUAGCCAGAAGAGGUAUAUACCUUAAGUCACAUGCUGACUUAGCAGGAACAAGAAAGAAGUAUGAGGAGCUGAAGGCAGCGGGGUGGAGAAACCCCAUCAGCGAUCACGAUUUCGUAAUGAAGAAAUACAGAUGUCCAACUAUAAAUUACCAGCAGGAAAACUUAAAACAAAACUGUAAAAUCGUGAAGGAACAUAUUUGCCAGACAUUUCAACAAGAGCUAGAAAAUGAAUGGUCCCAGGAUAUGCACUACGGCAAGGUGGUACUUAAGGAAAAGAAAAUUAUCGAAUUCCCUGCUUACACAUCCCCACUAAUGGACCACUGGCGCUUCUCAUUGCUACACUCUGCUGCAGAAGAACAACUCCACGGCCUGGGAGGGACUGCUGGAAGAUCCAAGAAGUGUAGACGAUGCAACACAGCAAGUGAAACUGCAUACCACGUCAGCAGCGGAUGCAUCAUAGGCGCUUACACGACCAGGCAUGACUACAUCGUCCACUGGAUUCUAAAACACAUCCUACUGAAACAAAAUGCCCCUCAAGAAAUCCUGGCAAACUUUCCGUUCGGUAAGGCCACAUGCAACCCUACCUUCGAGACCGGAGGGCGCAAGAUUAUAGUACGGGCGGGAGGCAGCAUAUACACGGAGAAGAUCCACCAUAAUAAACCGGACAUCAUGGUAAGAUUUACAAACCCAGAUGUCAUAUACAUAUUCGAAAUUGCAGUGGCCCACGUCCAGAACAUCAGGACCCAAGAAAAAAUAAAAAAGGUUAGAUACUCCGUCAAUGGCGCGGUGCACAUCGACCACACAAACUGCGAGACAGCUGGCAGAGACCUCAACCUGAUCGGAGAGCUGGAGUCCCAAUACCAUUGCCCUGUACACCUGGGCAUAUUUGUGGUGGGGUGCUAUGGAGAAGUGCUGAACACUGAGGAGCACAAAAACUUCCUGAAACUGUUAGCACAAGUUGGAUUAACUAACUUUGAAAUAAGAUCAUUGAUAAAUAAGUGCUCGUACAGUGUGGCAGUAUCCACAACAAACAUUUUGCUAAAACACCUAAGCAUUUAG